GACAGGACCACAACAUACUUAAUGAGUUGGCCUGGAACAUGAUGCAUCUUUAUAUGAAUUUAACCUUGAAUAUUCUCAAUCUUAUCUAGUUCAGGUGAAACUCCAAGGGCUGGAAUGGCACAACAUUUUAUAGUUUGAACAAGAUGAAAAAAGCCCAUAACCAUUGCCAAGUGUGGGACACACUGCUGACUGAAAAGAGCCGAAGAAGCUUGAUUAAUAUGGCGUACAGUAAUUAAUUCAUAAGAGCAUCCAAAGUUCAGAAGAAUCUGCCGCGUUUUAAUGACUCCGAAACUACUUGUCCAACCACAGUUAGAGCGAAACAAGUUAACAAUGUGCGCCUGUGCUGAGCAAUGAGCGCAGCUUGUGUGAGUUGGCGUGUUCUCAGAACCAGUAGUUACGUCGUGCCGGGUGGAUAGAAUAGUGGUUCAGAUAAAGCAAUAGAGACCCUCAAAUAUGAACGACACAGACAAUGUGAUGUAAUGUAGACGGAGAAUGAAUUUGAUAUAACAUUGUUUUGCGUCGCGCACUUUUGGUAUGCAAUGUGGAUUCAACGGUGGGUAUUUUUGAACUGUUAGGUAUGUUUGGAGGUACCGUUUUCGUCAUGCGUUACGAUCGGCAAUCUACUAACCGGGAAAGUUGUUCUGUUUGAUCUGGAGAAGAUGCAUUUAUUCCGGAGUCACAAUUACCGAGUGUUCCCGAAUCAUUUCUCUUUGGAAACACCGACCAUACGAGGCAUCAGUUGGACCCCACUUCCAGAGGCCCUUGAUACCCAGGACACCAUGAAGCAGUUUCUGACAGAUCGUAUUCUAAAGGCAGCGAGGGUGGUGUACAGUGCCUUGGUGGAACGGAACCCUGGCCUGAUAAGAGACAGGAAACAUCACCUCAAAACCCACAGACAGUGUUGCUCAGGAAAGGAGCUGGUUGAUUGGUUGAUGAAGCUCAAUGAAUGUUUCCAGUCACGUAGCCAAGCAGUUGGGAUGUGGCAAGUUCUGGUGGAUGAAGGGAUUGUAGUUCACGUGAAGCAAGAAUUAAACUUCCAUGACAAGGACACUCAAUUUUACCGCUUCCUGGAGGCGGAGCAUGCCCUGAACCACACAAGCGAUGAGAAGGACUGGGAGGACGAGCUGCAGGAGGGCCUGUCACUGCUGCUUCAGAUGGGCCCUGACGCUCUGCUCACCAUGAUCCUGCGCAAAUGCCCCAGUCAGAGGAGUUCCGAGGACCUGGAAGUCAUCUAUGAGGAGUUGCUCCACGUCAAAGCUGUGACCCACCUAUCCACCUCGGUGCGUAAGGAGCUGGCAGCCGUGCUGGUGUUUGAGUCUCAUGCCAAGGCAGGAACAGUGUUGUUCAGUCAGGGAGACAAAGGCACAUCAUGGUACAUCAUCUGGAAGGGCUCAGUCAAUGUCAUCACACACGGCAAGGGUCUGGUGACAACGCUCCAUGAGGGGGAGGACUUUGGCCAGUUGGCUCUGGUGAACGAUGCCCCCCGUGCUGCCACCAUCAUCCUGAGAGAAGACAACUGCCACUUCCUCAGAGUGGACAAACAGGACUUCAUACGCAUCCUGAAGGAUGUUGAGGCUAACACAGUCCGUCUUGAGGAACAUGGAAAAUCUGUGCUGGUGCUGGAGAAGAGCUGUGACCCUGGUAGCCAGGGAGGGUCAGGGAACAACAGCAAGUAUACAGUGAUGUCUGGAACACCAGAGAAGAUUCUGGAACACCUGUUGGAGACAAUCAAGCUGGAUACCAACAGCAAUGAAGCUAUAGAUCCCUGUGUGAGUGACUUCCUACUGACUCACAGAGUCUUCAUGUCCUCCAGCCAGCUCUGCCCAGCCCCUGAGCGUACCUACCAUGCCGAGCUCUCGGAGGGCUCUGAAUUGGAGAAGGCAGCCUAUACACUCAACACCAAGCAGAAGAUAGUGAAGCUGGUCGGCCAAUGGGUAGCUCUCUUUGGCGUGCUGCUCAAAGACGACGCCAUCGCCGUCGACUUCCUGGAGGGGCUGAGGGAGGAGAUGGCAGAAGACUCCCGUCUGUCCUGUAUGCUGAAGGACCAACUGAGGGAUCGCAGGAGAACCAGACUGCUUGAGAACGGUUACCAGUCACUAAUUAAGGCCAACCAUCAAUUUGAUUGGUUCUCCAGUUGUGAGGAGCCAAUAGGGAAGUGCCAGCCAAUCAGAGCACAGGACAAAGUGUUGUAUGAGAUUUUCCGGUUGGACCAUAAAUCAGUCACACUGAUGCUGCCAGUCAACACAUCUGUACAGGAUGUGAUGUCCUCAGUGGUUAACCCCGGAGGUGACCAUGUCCUGGUGAAAAUGAACUCAGUGGGAGACCGGGCUCAGCUGAAGCAGGAUGCCACAGCAGUCUACACCUCUCUGGGCUUCAAUGAGAGGCUCUUCCUCUGCACCGCCAGCCAGGUGGAACUACUGACGCCCCUGAAGGAGCAGCUGGGCCCAGAGAAGGGCACCAUGGACAAGUUGGAGCAGAUGUGCUCCAAGGACAUCGCCAGCCAGCUCACCAACUACGACUGGGAGCUGUUCACGGCCAUGCACGAGGUAGAGCUGGUCUACUACAUAUUUGGUCGUCAUAAAUUCCCUGGCAGCACCACGGCUAACCUGGAGCGUUUUGUGCGACGCUUCAACGAGGUGCAGUACUGGGUGGUUACUGAACUGUGUCUAUGUGAGGACCUGAUGAAGCGUGCAAUGCUGCUCAAGAAAUUCAUCAAGAUAGCUGUUGUUUUGAAGGAGCAGAAGAAUCUUAACUCAUUCUUUGCUGUGAUGUUUGGUCUGAGCAACAGUGCAGUGCAGAGACUUUACAAAACCUGGGAGAGAGUGCCGAGUAAAACCAAAAGGGUUUACUGUGCCUAUGAGAGAUUAUUGGAUCCCUCUCGCAACCACAGAGCCUACAGACUAGCUGUGGCCAAACUCGGCCCUCCCUACAUUCCCUUCAUGCCUCUCCUGCUCAAAGACAUGACAUUCAUCCACGAGGGAAACAAAAACUACACAGAAAAACUUGUCAAUUUCGAAAAAAUGCGCAUGAUUGCAAAGACAGUGAAGAUUGUGCGAAGCUGCAGAAGCCAGCCUUACGUGCCGUCAUCCCCACAGAAAGGUCUGGCAGACCGCAUGUUUCUGGAGGCACCUUCCAUUCGCAUAUCCACAUAUUCAGACCAUUCCCUGUCUCUGCGGACAAACAGCAGUAUCUGCCACUAUGUUCAGAACUUCAGCGUAAUCGACAACCAGAAGAAGCUGACACAGCUGUCCAGAUCAGUGGAACGCUAAGGCCUGAGCAAGCCUGUAACCCCCGUUUAAUUAGCAUAGCCCAUCUCUGAAUCAGAGGGUGGCUGGGCUACUAGGGAACAUUAUCUGUGCAGUGACAUUGAUUGGACAUCAAUAGAGACCAAAGAGGAAGAAGUUAGCGAGAACAGCAGUGACCUCUAGUGCCUUAGCAGAGAAGACAGUCCUCCUCCCUCACUGUUACUGAUGGCACUGCUGGGAUAACAUUCCACUCACUACACUCCUAUGGAAUAUGAAUAUCCUUGGCAUUAGCUGUUGUGCUUCAUUUGUUUAGUCCUUUUUUGUAAUAUUAUUUAACUUCAAUAGAAUAACAUACAAGCAUCUAUGUGAGCUAUAGAACUUAUUGUAGAGUUCAAAUAAUGGACAUCAUACGAAUGUGUUUUGUUACCGGAAAACACAAAGUGUUAAGUACAAGUUGUCACCAUUAUUUUUUAUAAAUAAAUUAUUUGGAAGUCA
Messenger RNA from Osmerus eperlanus (European smelt), 3740 nucleotides. It is a transcript of the gene rapgef3, whose product is annotated as Rap guanine nucleotide exchange factor (GEF) 3. The coding region runs from base 660 to 3269 and encodes 869 amino acids. The record is from RefSeq and is a predicted model, not a curated record. Lineage: Eukaryota; Metazoa; Chordata; Actinopteri; Osmeriformes; Osmeridae. Gene Ontology annotation, biological process: positive regulation of GTPase activity; Ras protein signal transduction. The transcript has 27 exons. Gene Ontology annotation, cellular component: plasma membrane. Gene Ontology annotation, molecular function: guanyl-nucleotide exchange factor activity.